Messenger RNA from Naegleria lovaniensis, 1104 nucleotides. RefSeq lists its product as uncharacterized. Gene Ontology annotation, molecular function: sphingosine-1-phosphate phosphatase activity. The transcript is spliced from 5 exons. The record is from RefSeq and is a predicted model, not a curated record. Bases 1 to 1104 code for a protein of 367 amino acids. NCBI's taxonomy places the organism in Eukaryota, Heterolobosea, Eutetramitea, Acrasida, Naegleriidae.
AUGAAAGUUGUGCUGCUGGCAUCUCUUGCUUUGAUUUUUUGCAUUCAUGCUGUGGGAGCUACCUCCUCAUCAUCCGAUCUUGGAGUGAAGAGCUAUUGCAUAAAUGAAUUGGAUUCUAGUUUUAUUAAUAAAUGUCAUCGGCAAGUGCCAUCAAACUUUUUGACAAUGUUGGCCAACUUUGCUGUUCAGUGGAUCAACCCCAGAACGUUGGCUAUCAGUGCUGUGUUUUUCCUCAUUAUUCUUCCUGUUUUACAAUUUGCUUCAAUCAGAAGAGAAUCCGGUGUUGUCCAACAUGUUCUUUCCAAGUUUUUACACAACAAAAUUGUUAUUUUGAACUUCUUGCAUCGAGUUUGUUACACUCUUGUUCUGGAUGUAGCUCUCUAUGCAGUUUUUAGACAAAUGAGACCUUGCAGCUGCACCACAGACGGAGGAAAGUCAUUUCUUCAUUUUGGGAGUAGAUAUGGUAUGCCCUCGGGAGAUGCCAUGUCAGGAGCCAUUUUCGGAGUUUUUCUUUUUGACAUUGCCCCUUAUCAUGGUUGGAUUGCCAGAGCCUUUGGUAUCAUUGUUAUUCCGUUGAUUUGUUUGGAGAGAGUGGUUCUUGGAUAUCACACGAUUGCUCAAGUAACUGUUGGUUCUAGCUUGGGAAUAUUAUUGCACUAUUAUUCUUCUAGAGCUCCUCAAUUUAUGAUCUUUUUUGAUGGAAUUAUUCAAAUUAUUGCAGGUGCUAUUCUUCUUCAACUAGAUCCUUCCUUGAUUUACGAGAAAGAUUCUAUGAAUAAUUUAUUUUCGUGGUAUGUGUGGGGAGUGUCUUUCCAAAUUUAUGUGUUCAUGGAAAUCGGCCGUUAUUAUUUCAACAAGAAAAAUAUUCACAAAAUUCGAUUUAGUUUGCAACAUUUAAUUGCCACUAAACAAAUUGGAGAGGAAGUGGCAGAGCACUCAAUUGAUGUUGACCAUGAAAAAGAUACAAAAUAUCUUAAUGCACAAAUGGACGUGACAAGAUUAACUGAUUUUGGUUUUACUUGCAUUUCCUUCACUCUAAUGCUACUAGUCAAUUUCUUUUCUACAGGUAUUGGGCAAGAAGGGUGGCUCACUAAAAUCCACUAG